This is a messenger RNA of Callorhinchus milii (elephant shark), 2302 nucleotides long. RefSeq names its product sialic acid-binding Ig-like lectin 6. NCBI's taxonomy places the organism in Eukaryota, Metazoa, Chordata, Chondrichthyes, Chimaeriformes, Callorhinchidae. The transcript has 10 exons. Bases 305 to 1774 code for a protein of 489 amino acids. The record is from RefSeq and is a predicted model, not a curated record.
UGUGUGUGUGUGUGUGCAACUGCUACCAGAUUUGGAUCAGUACUCUGUACAGGUUCAAUCACAUCCUGACAGAAAGCAUUGCACCGAAGAAGAAGAAAAAAAAAAGCUCCUUCCUUAUUCACGCAACUUCCUCCUAAUCUGGGUCGGAAACAAUGGCAUUCAGUCGAAUUUGCACUUCGAGGCUUCCUCCAGACUGAGAUGUGGGCUUCUUGUCUGGCCAAGCUUGCGUGCCGUGCCAUGCAACACACUGAGACAUUCUGAGGAACGCCAGGAAUAAAGGAUUGACGGCAGAGUUGCCACUGGGAUGUUGCUAUUUCCAAGCCUGCUCUUUACUCUGCUUGCUGGGGCACAUGGUGGACGGAUCCUGGAGGUGACUCAGCCUCGCGAGGUCAACGUAAGGAGAGGGGAAUCGGUCACUUUAAACUGUACCUAUAAUUGCACUGGAAUACAAAGCAAUCAGGUUUAUGCAGCGUGGUAUCGGGGCUUUCAGAAACCUCCUGUUAUCCUGGAGAAGAAUAAUGAGAACUGCAGUGAACACAAAGGGGUCGUUAGCUGUUGGACAUCAGUGAAGAUUGCAAAUGUUUCUCCUGGAGAAUCUGCUUAUACGUAUUACUGUGAGGUUAUCGUGACCGCAGAAAACGGGACUGUGGAGAAAAUCGGUGGAGGAACUCGGUUACGUAUUUACGAAACUCCACGCAUCUCUCCAUCUGUCCUGGUGAAAGGACGCGAGUCUACCCUAAACUGCUCUGCUCUAGUAUAUCGUUCCUUCAGUCUCUCCUUCAUCUGUGUACUUCAUGGAAAGAAUGUCAAUGGCACAGUCCCCACGGACUCUGGAAGAAACGAAAGCACAAAAUUUAUCACCAGCCAUCUCAAGAUUACUGCUGAGCUCAGAGAUAAUAGGAGUGUGUGUGUGUGUCAGAUCAACCCCGACAUUCACACAGCUGCAGCUCGGGCUGAGGUCAGACUGAAUAUUGAGUAUGGUCCCCAGGAUCCCAUCAUAAAGUACAGGACAAAGGAACAAGCCAAAUACCUGCCUGUGACCACCUCCAUCCCUGUCCCUAUGGGCUCCUUCCUGGAACUGACCUGCUUUGUGGACAGUAACCCACAGGCCUCAGUAAAGUGGAAGAAGGGUGAAGAGACACUUGCGGAGACGAACCAAACUCAGGGCACACUUACCAUAAACUCAACCAGCUUCAAGCUUCUGCAACACGGAAUAUAUGUGUGCGAGGCAACCAACAAGCACGGCCACAACAAGACAGAAAUUUCGAUAACAUUACAACCUCACAACCAGAAGCUGAUUUGUGUGUGGCUGCCUGUGACGGUGAUAGCUGUGGUGUGUGCGCUGACAAUCGCCUGCUGGGUGAUGAAACGGCGACUGAAAGAGCCGGGUGCUGAGGCCAUCGAGCUGAGUCCAGAAAGCAAUGAGCAUCCAAGCCACAUCAAUGAAACCGAUACAAUAUAUGCAGAGGUGCAGAAGAAAGCUCUUCCCAAACACCAGACACCUGCACAGUGUUCCCUUUCCAUUGACGACCAUAAACCAGAGGAAGAGAAUGAAGUGUCCUACGCGGACAUCAUGAUUCGGAGACCAAAACCCCGAGGUCACACACACAAGCCCGAGCAUCGCCCGUAUAUUGCAGCCAGAGAAAACAAGACAAGGUCUAAAGACGCGAGCGGUUCACCUUACCACAACCAAGCGGUAGCUGAGGAAACAGAGUACGCUGCAGUCCAUGUCUCAAGCCAGAACCUGAGAAAUAAAUUCACCGCUAGAAUGUAAGCAUCCGAGAGAGGAACCGACUUGUCUUGCUUUCCGUUCCUCUCAAAACGUAUUGAAGCUACUUCACUAAUGGGACAAAUCAAAUCGACUGGACCAGGCUGGAGAGGCAGCAAGAGAUAAAUUACAGGAGAUUUGCCUCGUUGUGUGUUGCCGGUGUUUCUGUGCUGACUGUUCAGCCCUCUCUCGUGCGAACUGUCCAGACUUCAAACUUGUGCAUUAUAACUAUAAUUCAGACGUGUCUAACCAUGGUUUUCCUUUUCUGUCCUUUUCAUAUCUUUUAACCUGCGUGGACAUUGAAAAAGAGCAAUAAAAACCAGAUUUUCUUUUUGGAGAGUUAACCCUUUAAAUUGAUCAUUGGUGCAAAAUAAUACUAUUUACAUUUCACGCAGGGCCUUUUGUGCUGGGAGGACGUUUCAAAAGGAUUUACCGUAAAUUGUAGUAACUGUGUGUUUUGUUGGGGGACACGACUGACAAUUUGUACGUUCACAGCCAUGAAGUGAAAGAUUGAUUUUGUUUUGGGGGGAUCGU